GUUCAUCCCGAAGUGUCUGUGAGCUGCUGGCUGGCAUUAUGAGUGAAGAAAAUGAAAGCUUUUAUUUGAACAAGUCAGUGACCGAGAUGGAGCUCUUCCAAAACCUCGUGGACAUAGACGUGACCGCAGACCGGACCCCGCUUCUGAGAUUCUUCAUUUGUCUUGUGUAUUCGGUUGUUUGCGCUGCGGGUCUGAUCGGCAACCUGCUGGUCCUCUUCUUCAUCAGGGUCAAACAAGAGAGGAAGAAGUCCAGAGUGAACUUUUUCGUGUUCAAUUUGGCCGUUACGGACCUGCAGUUUGUUCUCACCCUGCCCUUCUGGGCCGUGGACACCGCGCUGGACUUCAGCUGGCCUUUUGGAUACGCAAUGUGCAAAAUCAUCCUGUCCGUCACCGUGAUGAACAUGUACGCCAGCGUGUUUUUCCUCACCGCCAUGAGCGUGACCCGCUACUGGUCGGUCGCUUCUGCCCUGAAGAACAGAACCGCGCGGAGAUCUUGCUCCGCCAAAUGGGUCUGCGCAAUUAUUUGGACACUGGCGACUCUGGCGACUGCGCCCACGUCGAUUUUCUCAACAGUCACCAGCGUAACUGGAGAAAAACUGUGUCUGCUGAGGUUUCCAGGUGGACAGUACUGGUUAGCACUCUACCACAUACAGAAAAUCGUAAUAGGCUUUGUUUUGCCCAUGUCAAUCGUGUCCAUCAGCUACAUCAUGCUGCUGCGCUUCAUCCGCAAACGGAGUAUGAAAACCAGCAACCCCAAACGCAGAUCCCAAGUUACAAAAUCUAUCACCAUCGUCGUGCUGUGCUUCUUUCUUUGCUGGAUGCCAAAUCAUGCCAUGACCUUGUGGAGCGUACUGGUCAAACUGAACGCUGCAAACUGGGAUAACGCGUACUACACGGUUCAUACGUAUGUGUUCCCACUGACCGUGUGUCUGGCGCACACCAACAGCUGCCUUAACCCAAUCAUUUACUGCCUAAUGAGAAAAGAGUUUAGGACCAAACUGAGAGGUCUGAUACACAGAGGAUAGUGGGUGUUUUGUCGAGUCCUGCCGAUGAUUUUACGCAGCGCGAAAGGUGUUGGCAGACAAUGACGCGCUUAAUGCGCACGCAGAAAACGAGCCAAGACACCCAGAAUGAGCAAUCAGGCCGAGCAACAUCGUGUCAAGACUCAGUUCAGCUCAUGAAAAAAAAAGAAAGAAAGAAACUUUUAAUUUUGAUGAGUGUUUCUUGAUUUUAAAGUCUACUACUCCAUCUACUAUUUUAAAGCGUAAUGUGGCUGAAUCGUUUAGCUUGUAGGGCUGGGCUCUAUAGAAUCACCUAUUUUGUGUAAAAACUAGUCCAAAUAUCAACAUUGUGGCACAACAGCUGUUCAAAAUGAUCUAUGAUGUUUGUGAGUGUCUCUAGUUCAAAGUCCGCGCGUAAUUGCGCAUGACAAUACGCUUAGGUGUGCUGGUGGUGUUACUGCACAGUGAGUGGCUAAACGCCUUUUACAUCCUUCGGUGAAUGUCUUGGCAAAUACUGUUAACAGCGUACACACAACCGCACUUAAAGGCUUCACCGGCUUGAAGCAAAGAGGUGAAAGUUGCAGGUCACGUGUUUUAUUUUCUUUUUUUUUAGACAUAAAUCAUUUACAGGUGCAAAGAGACACAAAAGACAAACUGAAAUAUGAUUGUUGUAAAUACCGAGAAAAAUGUAUCUACUCUUUGUGUGUGUGAUAAUAAAAUUGUUCUUCAGUUGUCACGUGGGUCAGUUGUCCUCACAACUAAUGAAACGGGUGAUCUGAUUAGCAGGUGUUUACCGGUUUGACUCAUGAGCAGCUGAUGUG
Molecule: messenger RNA, 1822 nt
Organism: Neolamprologus brichardi
Lineage: Eukaryota; Metazoa; Chordata; Actinopteri; Cichliformes; Cichlidae
Product: relaxin-3 receptor 1
Biological process (GO): calcium-mediated signaling; cell chemotaxis; positive regulation of cytosolic calcium ion concentration
Cellular component (GO): membrane; external side of plasma membrane
Molecular function (GO): C-C chemokine binding; C-C chemokine receptor activity
Source: RefSeq, a predicted model, not a curated record